This is a messenger RNA of Ustilago hordei, 1695 nucleotides long. RefSeq names its product putative RNA helicase dbp2 (DEAD box protein). Gene Ontology annotation, biological process: rRNA processing. The record is from RefSeq and is a predicted model, not a curated record. NCBI's taxonomy places the organism in Eukaryota, Fungi, Basidiomycota, Ustilaginomycetes, Ustilaginales, Ustilaginaceae. The transcript is spliced from 3 exons. Gene Ontology annotation, molecular function: RNA helicase activity; ATP binding; RNA binding. Gene Ontology annotation, cellular component: ribonucleoprotein complex; cytoplasm; nucleus. Bases 1 to 1695 code for a protein of 564 amino acids.
AUGUCUUACGGCGGUGGAUACAGCAACGGUUCCGGCUCUAGUCGCGGCGGCUUCGGCGGCGGUCGAGGUGGCUCUAGCAGCUACGGCAACGGUGGUGGCUAUGGCGGCGGCAGCUCUUACGGAGGUGGUAGCUCCUAUGGCGGCGGUAGCUCUUAUGGCAACGGCAGCAGCGGAUACGGCGGUGGCAGCAGCUACGGCAACGGUGGAGGCUAUGGCGGUGGCUAUGGCGCCAGCGGAGACCGCAUGAGCAACCUCGGUAGCAACCUCGGCGCUGUCGACUGGAACUCUGUCGACCUCGUUACCUUCGAAAAGAACUUUUACAUCGAGGAUCCUCGUGUCGCUGCUCGCAGCGAGCGUGAGGUUCAGGAAUACCGUGCCUCCAAGCAGAUGACCAUCCAGGGUCAGAACGUGCCCAAGCCUGUCACCUCUUUCGACGAGGCCGGCUUCCCCGACUACAUCCUCUCCGAAAUCAAGAAGAUGGGAUUUGCCGAGCCCUCGGCCAUUCAGUCUCAGGCCUGGCCUAUGGCCCUCAGCGGUCGCGACCUUGUCGCCAUCGCCGAGACCGGUUCCGGUAAGACCAUUGGUUUCGCUCUCCCCGCCAUGGUUCACAUCAACGCUCAGCCCCUCCUCAAGCCCGGCGAUGGCCCCAUCGCCCUCAUCCUCGCUCCCACUCGUGAGCUUGCCAAUCAGAUCCAGGUCGAGUGCAACCGCUUUGGUGGCUCUAGCCGUCUCCGCACCUGUGCCGUUUACGGUGGUGUGCCCAAGGGUCCUCAGAUCCGUGACCUUCAGCGUGGUGCUGAGAUCUGUAUUGCCACCCCUGGUCGUUUGAUCGACAUGGUCGACGCUGGCAAGACCAACCUUCGUCGCGUUACCUACCUUGUCAUGGACGAGGCCGAUCGCAUGCUUGACAUGGGUUUCGAGCCCCAAAUCCGCAAGAUCUUGCAACAGAUCCGACCCGACCGUCAGACCCUCAUGUUCUCGGCCACUUGGCCCAAGGAGGUGCAGCGUCUUGCCGGAGACUUCCUCAACGACUUCGCUCAAGUCAACAUUGGUUCCACCGAGCUCGCCGCCAACCACAACGUCAAGCAGAUCAUCGAGGUCUGCAGCGAAUUCGAAAAGAAGGGCAAGCUCAUCGGUCACCUCGAGACCAUCUCGCAGGAGAACGGCAAGGUCAUCAUCUUCACCAGCACCAAGCGCGUCGCUGACGACCUUACCAAAUACCUUCGUCAGGACGGCUGGCCCGCCCUCGCCAUUCACGGUGACAAGCAACAACAGGAGCGUGACUGGGUUCUUGCCGAGUUCAAGUCUGGUCGAAGCCCCAUUAUGGUUGCUACCGCUGUAGCAUCUCGUGGUCUCGACGUCAAGGACAUCUCUUAUGUCAUCAACUACGACUUCCCCACCAACACUGAGGACUAUGUUCACCAGAUCGGUCGUACCGGACGUGCUGGCCGUACUGGUACCGCCUACACCUACUUCACACCCGAGAACUCGAAGUCGGCUCGUGAGCUGAUUGGCAUUCUUCGUGAGGCCAAGCAGGAGAUCCCUCGUGAGAUUGAGGAGAUGGGUCGCUUCGGUGGUGGAGGUGGUGGAGGACGUGGCUUCCGUGGACGUGGCCGUGGUCGCGGCCGUGGUGGUUUCGGCGGUGGAGGACGCACUGGCGCCAACUCGUUCGCCGUUGGCAACUCGAGAUGGUAA